Messenger RNA from Nycticebus coucang (slow loris), 866 nucleotides. It is a transcript of the gene S100A13, whose product is annotated as S100 calcium binding protein A13. NCBI's taxonomy places the organism in Eukaryota, Metazoa, Chordata, Mammalia, Primates, Lorisidae. The record is from RefSeq and is a predicted model, not a curated record. Gene Ontology annotation, cellular component: perinuclear region of cytoplasm. Gene Ontology annotation, biological process: positive regulation of cell population proliferation; positive regulation of canonical NF-kappaB signal transduction. Bases 458 to 754 code for a protein of 98 amino acids. Gene Ontology annotation, molecular function: RAGE receptor binding. The transcript has 6 exons.
UGGGAUUGUUGGGCAGCCCCUGUGACUCAGUCGACUGAAGAGACAGACACCAAAUGGUAGGUGAGAGAGGAGCCUUUAAUGAAAGAUGAGUUGUAGGCCUGGACUGCUGCUCCUGCGCCCUUUGUGGAUUGGAGAGAUGCCUCCUCCUAAAAUGUCUGUAUUUACCCUCAUAAUCCUCCAGUGGAAGCCCCUCUUCCGUGGCUCAGGGAUCACCUCUUCAGGGAAGCGGUCUUCCUUCAGGCCUGAUUGCAGGGCGAGAGGCGUGAUUGGGCGGCUCCUGUUCGGAAUCAACGACGGGAACUUGACACCUCCGGCCACAAGAGCACUCCUGCUGGCCGGCUCUGUUCGCUGUCUCUCUCCCGUCUCUUGCUGGUAAACCUCAGUCUGCGGGCUCCAGCUCUUGCGAGCGCUGCACCUGGUGAGGCUGCACCCCGGUCAGCGCCAGCCCCAGGGAGUCAUGGCAGCAGAGCCUCUGACUGAGUUGGAGAUGGCCAUUGAGACAGUAGUCACCACAUUCUUCACCUUUGCAGGGAAGGAAGGCCGGAAGGGCAGCCUCAGCAUUGAAGAGUUUAAGGCACUGAUUACUCAGCAGCUGCCUCAUCUGCUCAAGGAUGUGGGCUCCCUGGAGGAGAAGAUGAAGAGCUUGGAUGUGAAUCAGGACAUGGAGCUUAAAUUCAACGAGUACUGGAGACUGAUUGGGGAGCUGGCCAAGGAAAUCAAGAAGGAGAAGGCCCUGGAGAUCCGGAAGAAGUAAAGCCAGCUGGCUGGGAUUGGGGCAGGUGGGGUAGGGCUGGGCAGGGCUGGGCAGGGCUGAGCAGAACCCCACUUUCCCCAAAUAAAGCUUCCUCCUUGAAAUGCAAGUGUUU